Messenger RNA from Cadophora gregata, 2868 nucleotides. RefSeq lists its product as uncharacterized. The record is from RefSeq and is a predicted model, not a curated record. Gene Ontology annotation, biological process: protein transport to vacuole involved in ubiquitin-dependent protein catabolic process via the multivesicular body sorting pathway. Gene Ontology annotation, molecular function: protein binding. Gene Ontology annotation, cellular component: ESCRT-0 complex. Bases 1 to 2868 code for a protein of 955 amino acids. NCBI's taxonomy places the organism in Eukaryota, Fungi, Ascomycota, Leotiomycetes, Helotiales, Ploettnerulaceae. The transcript has 3 exons.
AUGACUCCACCUGCGUCCAUAGAUAUACCUCCCCUUUCUUUGUUCACUGCGUCAUCUACUACACGACACGACAUAUCCCCGACAGAUCGAGAUCAGUCUUUUACUCGGGCUUGGAACAGAGAGGCAAGACAGUUUCAUCGGCGGUAUCAAGAGACACGGAGACAGAGACUGAAAGGCAGAGACGGAGAGAUGGACCUGGAAAUGGGGAGAGCAAGAGAUAAAGGUGGAGGGCAAGCCAUUGUGUAUCAUGCCACUUGCUCUUCUCGAGACGGUAUGAAUAGACAGGGAGCUGGGCUAGGCUCUGGACUAGGAGGACGUUCUCACCCACAUUCUGAUUUUCAAUUUCCUGCACGUUCUCGAUCUCGGUCACACUCGCGCUCGCGCUCAAGAACUCGGUCUUCGUUUCCAGAUCAAGGGCAAGACCAACAAAAUGAGCAAUUGGAUGAGGAAUUUGAUGAAGAGAAUGUGGAAGAGCAAGAGCAAGAGGAAACUCGAUCUCAAUUGGGACGAAAGUGGAAUCAAUGGGCGGCAGCCGACAACAGCGAUACAGAGAGUACGAAUACGGAUGAUAGCUCGUCCGCUGGGCUGGGGAUCAACUUCUAUGAUCAUAUGGGUGUUGGGAGGAGAAGUGUUGUGUUUGAAAGUGUUAAGACGAGGGAUUUGGAAGAGAUGCUUGUGUAUGAACGAGGAGGAGAGCAUGAUGAGGAGGCAGAGGGAUGGAAUGAAGAAAGCGAAGACGAAGAGAUUGGAUACGAAGCACUUGAGGUUCUUUACCAACAAGGAAAUCCAGUUGGAAACCCAAAUUACAAGAACACAUACGCUGAGCAGCUCACCAGUAAUGGACACACGCUCCGAGCACAGUAUCAACAACAAGAGCUGCAAACGCCGUCUAUCUCAUCCCUCUACGACAAGACGCCGAGACCAUUCCAAGCUUCCCCUCAACCCCUAAAGUCGCCAGACACUAACAUCGAACUGCUCACACCGAAACUGCUUGCACCCAUUCAAGAUUCAGACUGGGACCACGAUGCGCCACUCGAUCUGAUAGACAAGUACCUGGAGCACAAUUACCGCGAGCAGGCUGAGACGUUCGUCAGGAUCGCGAGUCGAGAGACGCCUGUUCGUGCAUUGUUUAGUACGAGCAGAGCUGCUAGUAGCAGUGCCGGUUCCGGAUCACAGCCAGGAUCUCGCUCUCACUCCGGGAAUAAUCGUGAGAACCGGAGGAGGUCUGUGUUGGGAUUAAGUGCCAGUGCAAGUGGUGACAUUGAAGGUGACGGUGAUGCUGACAAUGACAUUGGAGUUGGGCUGGGAUUGGGGCUUGGUCUUGGCAUAGCCACAGUGGAUGAAGCACCUGCACGUCCAGUGGCUAAAUCGGCUGAAAUGCCCGUAGUGGAUCCGCCCAGCCAGUCGCCGAGCCCUGAAGGUGCCGCAGCCGGGUCGUCCAACACGAGGACCAACGACGACGAAACGUCGCCCUCUCCCUCUGUCGCUCUCAUCGUCUUCGAAGAUCAAAUUGAACAACAGAAGGAGAACGAAAGCCCCUCCGAGCAUCACUUGUUGAAUCUGCAGUUUCGAAACGGUCAGAAGUCGACUCUGACUCGCAGUACAAGCAGCUCAUCCAGUCUCUCGAUUCCGGUCCAGCCAGCAUCUAAGAUCCAACGAGCAAGCAACCUCAGAGCACAAAGAACAGGAAGCGGAUCCAGUCCCUCAGUCUCUCUGCCUUCCAGAUCACCCUCUUCUCCCUCGACGCUCGGCACAAGUCCACUCACCCUCCGCCAUUCCGGAAGUACACUGCGCAUCCCUCUGCACCUCACCUCGAAAUCAACGAUCGUAAAGCGCUCUUCUCGACCUCUGACCUCCUCCACGACAGCCACAAGUGCCACACCUACAUCGAAGUCCCGCCCCUCGAGUCAGAUUGCCCGCGGACCCGAAUACUUCACCCACGAAGAACGACUGUACAUAGCGAAACUUGUGCACGUUGAGGCGAGAAGUUGCGAGAGACAUACGAAUUGUAAGGAUUGUAUUGAUACAGAGUACGCGUACUACGAGAACAAGUUUUUGCCACGCAAUAUGGAUCCAGAGCAGAGACAGAAGAUUAUUAACAAUAAUCGGUCGUUGAGGAAUAUCAAGAAUGAACUGGAGAGCCUCGCCGAACAUGGAGCUAUCAGCGAUGAGGUCUACGACACCAUCAUGGCUGCUUUACCUGCAGAGUCCUCCCUAGGUGGAUCUGCUCACAGCAACCCUACGCCUGUCCAAGCACAAGCACAAGCACAAGCUCCCGCUCCAGCCCAGGCACCUACCAAUGCUUUCAACAACAUGCGUCUCAAUGACCCUCCUCCACCAGCAUAUACCACACCCGCUGCUCCCUCUCUACCAAACCGGGCGCCUUCUGCUGCCCCUGCGAAGCCUGAAAUCGCUCGUGCUACGGCGUUGUACAGAUAUGCAGAGCCAGAUGACUGUACCUUUGAGCCCGGUGACCAGAUCGCCGUACACGAGUACAUGAACAACGACUGGUGGCUCGGCCGCAACCUCCGCACCGGGAAAGAAGGCGUCUUCCCCGUAAACUACGUCCAAGUCAUCCCCUCCCAACCCCAAGGACCACCCAGCAUGCACGGCGCCUACGGCAACGAGAAAGCCAACUACAACAACGCAUAUCCAGGCCAGUAUCAACCACAGCAACAAGGUCCUCCCCCUCCAGGCCCAAGCAACCCAUAUGACAGCUCCGUCCCACCUAUGGCUAUUGCUGAGGAACCAAGUAAGCCUGGUAAGGGUCAGGAGAUGGGCAAGAAGUUUGGGAGGAAGCUUGGGAAUGCGGCGAUUUUUGGUGCCGGUGCUACGAUUGGUGGGAAUAUUGUUAAUAGCAUCUUUUAG